UAAACAUAAAUUUUUUUUUUCCUGAUAAUCGUUUCAAUUUUUUCGAGCUGAGUAUAUUUUCAUAUUGUGACGAUUCAUACUUUAUUCGAUUGUGUGCUUUUACUUGUGCACUACAAAGUUACAGAUACUUAAGCUCUAGCUUACUACAUUAUUGGGAUAUUAUUUUAUUUAUAAAUAAUAUACCUUCUAUUGCUAUGGACCGUGUCAGUUUCCGUGGACAGAGUGGCCCUGUUGGUGAUGGCGAUCAAGCAUCUGAUGAUAAUACCAACCCUGGUUACCUCAGUGCUAAUGAGCGACGUGAGUUUUUGCAUGGAAUGGUGAAGUCACUGCCUAAUGCAUUGCAGGCUCGUGUUACUGUCUUGAAAAACUUGCAAUUGGAACACUUGAACAUUGAGAAGCAAUUUUAUGAUGAAAUAUUUGCUUUGGAGCGCAAGUACCACAAAAAGUUCGAAGUAUUAUAUGGCAAACGAAAAGACAUCAUCUCAGGUAAACUUGACCCCCCCAAGGAAAAUCCUAAGUGGAAAAACAAUGAAGAUGAAACCACCGAAUAUGAAAUGCGUACUGACUAUGGUAAUAUUCUUAAGUCGUUUAAGGAUGUUACAGAGGACACCAAAGGUAUUCCAAACUUUUGGAUAACUUCCUUCAAGGCAUGUGAACGUUUUUCUGAUCUCAUUUUCGAAGACGAUGAACCCAUCCUUAAGUGCCUCAAUGAUAUCACUAUUUCAUACAGUACUUAUGCAUUCACAUUACAAUUUCAUUUCGAUGAGAAUGAAUAUUUCACUAAUGAUGUGCUAACUAAGACCUAUUAUUUACGUGAAGGCCUCGAUGAGGACUUCCCUUUCACUUAUGAUGGGCCCGACAUAAUAAAAUGUGAAGGCUGCACCAUUAACUGGAAAGAAGGCAAAAAUGUUUUGGAUAUAAAGCCGAAGAAGUUAUCUGAAAAAGAUGACGAAAAGGAUUCGACAGUCAAUGAAAGCUUCUUCAGUUUUUUUAGCCCACCAAAUCCACCAGACAAUAUCGACGAAGUCGAUGAUGAGACUGAUGAAUUGCUUGCAGCCGAUCAUGAAUUAGGGCAAUUCAUAAGAGAAGAAAUUAUACCACGUGCUAUUUUGUACUUCAGCGGUGAAAAAAUUGACGAUGAAUCUGAUGAAUUCACUGAGGAAUUUAGCGAGGAACACUCCGAGGGGGACAAGUCUGGAGGUGACAACCAAGGAACUGACAAGGCUGGUGGCGAUAAAGCUGGUGGCGAUAGAUGCAACAGUGAGGGAAUUAAUUUUUAAUAUUUUUCACUUUUAACAAAUUGUUUGAUUUCAUUAAUCUAUUUA
Messenger RNA from Teleopsis dalmanni, 1325 nucleotides. Its product is annotated as nucleosome assembly protein 1-like 1. The coding region runs from base 195 to 1280 and encodes 361 amino acids. Gene Ontology annotation, biological process: nucleosome assembly. Gene Ontology annotation, cellular component: chromatin; nucleus. Gene Ontology annotation, molecular function: histone binding; chromatin binding. The transcript is spliced from 2 exons. The record is from RefSeq and is a predicted model, not a curated record. Lineage: Eukaryota; Metazoa; Arthropoda; Insecta; Diptera; Diopsidae.